CACUACUGGAAGGGGCGGCGCUGCCAUGACAGAGGGAAGUAAAAGUGAAAGCUUAUCGCGAUUAGAAGCGGUUAUUAUUACGAAGAGCUCGCAAUGGGCCCAUCCUGCACAGGACGCUAAAACAUACAUACGGUGUCCAGCAACCGGGGAGCUAGAUUACCUAGCUGAGGUAUUGGAGGAACUGACCAGCGUGGGCCCUUUAAGCUCUAUUGUUUUCAGAUGAACGCUCAAAUUGCUCGACGCUGUCUCCUUUGAUAGCCUACGAAAUGGAGGUCCAGAGAAGAGAAACUUGUCCAGGGUCACAGAGCUGAUAAAUAAAAAUUAAAACAGAGGGUAACAGAAAGAAUGAUCUAGCUUGUCAGAUCAACCUAAACCAAUGCUCUUAUCACCAUACCUUUCAUGGAAGCAAAAGUCCUGCCCUUCGUAUUCUUUAUUUCUUAAUGAAGCUUCCAGGUCCAAGCAUGGAGAAUGGAAGUAAAAAUAGUUUUUUUCUUCUUAGUAAUUAAGGACCCUAAUACGGAGUAAGAUGAGGCCCAUCGAUCCUAGAAACCCUCUUAGGAGUUCCAGAGAUAGCAAGCAAUUUGGUCAAGUCACUCUUGACCUGGACUCCAAAUCUCUCCUACCUUCCUACACCACUAUCACUCUGAGAUUGUUUCAGUAGUUGGACUCUACCUUCCCGAACUCAGAGGAUCACAUUCUGUUGGCUGAGAAACCUAGAAGCAAGACGCAAGGACCAUUCAGGCACCCUACAGACUCCAAAAACCGACUUCCAAAUUAAGAUUUAAAAGAAUCGCCCAAGAUGGGAAGACUGGCAUGGGAAACAAUCAGCGCUGGUCAAGUUCCCACCCGGACUCCUUUUUUCUGUGCUCAGGAAGUUGGAGGGGGCGGGGACGGGAGUGUUACCACCCAUCUGCCGGAAGUUGCUUUUUCCUGAAUACCUGGCCAUUCUUCCGGCUCAGCUUUCUAGCUCCUGAUUCCAAGUUGGCAACAACAUACUUCUGAUUCUGCCCCUCCACUGAGCUGUAAAAAUGCAUUAAUCAGAACUGCCUGCCAUCUUCCUGAGCAAGACUUUUAAUUGGACCCAAUAUGCUUCAUUUCAUCCAGAAGUUUUCUCAAGCAUCUUCAAAGAUGCUGAAGUACCCUUUCACAUUCCGACUAGGAGCCAGCAGAAUAGAAACAUCUUCUCUCAAGACAUGUCUCCAGCAGAACUUUUCCCCUUUGUUCCCAAGGCCUUGGUUUUUCUCAUCAUUUCCAGUGUAUAUGAGCAAGACACAAUACUAUCAUACUUCCCCAUGCAGCUAUAAGAAGCAGCAGAAGCAAGAAGUCCUUCCAGCCAAGCCAUCAGGCACCAUGACUUUCCUGCUUGACAGCCCAAAGCCAGUGUUAUACAUAACUCUGGCAGGACUAAUCCCCUUCGUUGCUCCACCACUGGUCAUGGUGAUGACAGAGACUUAUAUCCCCUUACUAGCUUUUACUCAGAUGGCUUAUGGAGCCAGUUUCCUAUCUUUCUUGGGAGGGAUCAAAUGGGGUUUUGCUCUGCCAGAAGACAGUACGGCCAAACCAGACUUCCUCAGUUUAGCUAGUAGUACAGCUCCUCUUAUGUUUUCCUGGUUUGCCUUCCUUAUUUCUGAAAGGCUCAGUGAAGCUAUAGUCACAGUAAUAAUAGGUUUGGGGGUAGCAUUACACAUUGAACUUUUUCUCUUGCCACAUUAUCCCAACUGGUUCAAAGCCCUUAAGAUAGUAGUCACUCUUGUGGCUGUGCUUUCAUUUAUAAUCACUUUACUAGUUAAAGAUAUUUAUCCAGAGGAAGGACCCAAGAGGCCUGGUCAAGUAGAAUAAAUAUAAAAUUACUCUGUAGAUGACGUUGGCAUGUUGGCUACAAGCUUGUGUUUUGGUUUCACCUUUUUCUACUUCUGGUUAGCUUUUGUUCCCCAUCAGUGGUUAUUUAUUCUUCACAGAUUUUUCUUCAUUUCUAGAAAUCUUUAUUUCCUAGGAAUUACUUGACAGGAGUUUGGAAAUCCCUAACAAAUCAUUUUCACUUUAGGUUCCCGUUUUGAGUCUAUAUAAAUUAUAUAUAACAUUUUAAUGUUUUACUUGUUUUGAAAAAUGUAAAAUGAAAAAAAUAUAUACAAUGAUAAAAAUGAAAAUCUCUUUUGCUAGAGCCAUAUGAUCAUUGAAAAAAGACACGCAUAUUCUCCCAUAAGAGGAAAAUUUUGUAUCCAUGAGUGUGGUUCCAGUGUGGAGUUGUCAUUGUAGUUGGCCCUUGUAAUUGCAUUUCCAAGCUCAUUUUAUCUACUAUCUAGUUAUAUAAGCUGAAACGAUCUGUGGCUCUAGAAGUCAGUAGGGAGCAGUAUAGCAAGGGGGAAGCCAUAUUCAAAGAAAAGCUGGACACAUUUUCCAGUGUUUAUCCAGUUUUUAUGGACACAACCCCAUCUUCAAACAGCUGGUCAAAAAAAAUUAAAAAUAAAGUCACUAGUAUAUAUAAAUUAGGAAAAGUCAAA
Messenger RNA from Suricata suricatta (meerkat), 2501 nucleotides. It is a transcript of the gene TMEM69, whose product is annotated as transmembrane protein 69. The record is from RefSeq and is a predicted model, not a curated record. The transcript has 3 exons. NCBI's taxonomy places the organism in Eukaryota, Metazoa, Chordata, Mammalia, Carnivora, Herpestidae. The coding region runs from base 1087 to 1839 and encodes 250 amino acids.